AUGUAUACCAUCUCCUCUUCCUCUCCAUUAUUUCUUCACUGCCCACGGGCCUCACCAGAAGCAACGGGUUCCUCACUUAAUUCGCCAAGUUCCCCACCUCCUUUAUCCACUAAUUUUGUAAAUAAAAGUGUGGAAGAAGAGGGAGAACAACAGAAAAAUGAAGAUUUGUUAUUAAAAGAAUUAGCGGCAGAAGGGGAUGCUGAAUGUUUACUUAUUGCUUCUUGGCUAGAAUCUAAUAAUAAUAAUUGUGUUGGAAGUGAAAAUAAUAAUAAAGAUGGAAUUAAUAAUAAUGAUGGAUUGGUGGGGGAUAUUAGUGAGACCCAAAGACCUCGCUUUUCAUUGGAUCGACUAGUCCCUCCAGAAUUACAAUUAGAAACUACAAAACCAAUCCAAAGUAUUGAAGAAAAACAAAUUUGUGGGGAUUUUUCUUUACAAAAAUCCUCCCCUCGUGGACAAUGUCAAGGAACAGUUUAUGUACAUUUUCAUCACGAAAAAAAUAAUUUUGAUAUAAAAAUUAAAAAAGAAGGGGAAGAAAAUGGAGAACAAAAAAGAAUAAUAAAUUUAAAUAAAAAGAAGAGAAGGCUAUUGUCUAUAAAUAAUAAUAAUUUUGUUGUUGGUAAUGAACAAAGAAAUGAACAAAAUGAAGAAGUGUCAUAUCAACACCAACAAAUUCAAAAAGAAAAAGAAGAAAACAAAUCUUCAAUUAAUCAAAAAAUCUCCCCCUAUUCAACAUCCCCUUCUCUCCGUUCGGGGGUUACAUUACUCGAACAACUAGUCAAAUCUCAUCCUAUAUGGUUCCUUCCUCAUUUAAAUAGACAAGAAGCUUCUCAUCUUUUGAGGCAUCAGGAACCUGGAGUUUUUAUUGUUCGUGGUUCUAGCCGUAUUAUUAACAACAACAACAAUUCUUUUACAAAUUCUGAUACUUCGGCUUCUUUUCAUUCUUCCACCCAACGUUCCUCUAUUUCUGUUAUGGCCCUCUCUGUUAAAUUACCCCCUCCAAAAGAGGAAGAAGAAAACGAAGAUGGUAAUAAUGAAGAUAAAUUGGAUACAGAUCAGUUGGAUCAUUUUUUGCUUGAAGCUGUGGGUUCUGGGCAAUCUGUUCGAUUACAGGGAUCGGUGUGUUGUUUAAUAAAUAAAAUUUUUGUUAAAUAA
Messenger RNA from Meloidogyne enterolobii, 1152 nucleotides. Lineage: Eukaryota; Metazoa; Nematoda; Chromadorea; Rhabditida; Meloidogynidae. The record is from the annotation of a GenBank genome assembly.